This is a messenger RNA of Trichechus manatus latirostris (Florida manatee), 520 nucleotides long. It is a transcript of the gene DEXI, whose product is annotated as Dexi homolog. The record is from RefSeq and is a predicted model, not a curated record. Lineage: Eukaryota; Metazoa; Chordata; Mammalia; Sirenia; Trichechidae. The transcript has a single exon. The coding region runs from base 32 to 319 and encodes 95 amino acids.
CCGGGCCGCCGCCGCCCUCGCCGCCCCCUGCAUGCCCGGCGCCCGGGUCGCGGCCCAUCUGGACGCGCUGGGCCCCCUGGCCCCCUUCGUGCUGCCGCCGCUGCUGCCCUCUAUGUUCUACGUGGGCUUGUUCUUCGUCAAUGUGCUGAUCCUGUACUACGCCUUCCUCAUGGAGUACAUCGUCCUCAACGUGGGCCUCGUCUUCCUGCCCGAGGACAUGGACCAGGCACUCGUGGACCUCGGCGUGCUUUCGGAUCCCGGCUCGGGCCUCUACGACGCCGACUCAGAGCUGGACGUCUUCGAUGGAUACUUGGAGUAGGGCCCUGGCUGCCGUUUCCCCCGCCCACCACUACCCGCCACCCUCGGCCUGGACCAGCCGCCCAGAUCAUGCCGCCGCUGCUGUUUUGUGGCACCGUCUGGCCUGGCUGGGGAUGGGACCCCCCAAGGCAAGUUCCUCCCGGGCCUCCUCCGAGGCCUGUAAGUGCCCUGGCUGCUCGAGGUGAGGGCGGGUUGGGACGUU